AUGUGGAUUAUUGUACGUAAUACGAAAGGUGAACCACCAACAUGUGGUUGUAAGCAUGGCGAUAAGCCACCACCACCACGUGUUAUGAUUGAUGAAUGGAUUGAUUUAUGGCCGCUACCGGAUUUUGUUCGUGGCUAUGACUACGACUGGAAGUUAUUCUCGCUUUGUGCAUUAUUCGGUGAGAAAGAAUGGUUCUCAGUACAUGUUGAUCGUAAAGAUAUUAUAUCACCUUGUGCUGAUAUCCGUAAUAAGAAAGUAUCGGCAGCUUUUGGAGGGAAGGAGCAUAUCAUGGGACUAUCGGUACAAAAGCAAAUGGUACUCUGCCCCAAAGACCUGGCUACAAAUUUGAUUAAUUGCAAGCGUCCUCCCUUGAAUGAAUGGUCAUUCGUAAUCAACCUCUAA
Molecule: messenger RNA, 402 nt
Organism: Brugia malayi
Lineage: Eukaryota; Metazoa; Nematoda; Chromadorea; Rhabditida; Onchocercidae
Product: P40, putative
Exons: 3
Coding region: 1-402 (133 amino acids)
Source: RefSeq, a predicted model, not a curated record